Erythranthe guttata (spotted monkey flower) is the source of this 1378-nucleotide messenger RNA. RefSeq names its product transcription initiation factor IIE subunit beta. Gene Ontology annotation, cellular component: transcription factor TFIIE complex. The record is from RefSeq and is a predicted model, not a curated record. NCBI's taxonomy places the organism in Eukaryota, Viridiplantae, Streptophyta, Magnoliopsida, Lamiales, Phrymaceae. Gene Ontology annotation, biological process: transcription initiation at RNA polymerase II promoter. Gene Ontology annotation, molecular function: TFIIH-class transcription factor complex binding.
CUUAUUGGGCCUUUAUUUACAAUUUUUAGUUUAGGCCCACAUCAAAUUUUCGUAUGCUGUUGGGCACAAACGACGACGUAUCUUUAAAUAUAUAUUAAUUUUUUAUUAAUGUCAUUACAUUGAUUGCAAUUACCUAAUUUGAAACCUAUUCCUAGGGUUCUUGUUGCCCCCAAUUCUCAAUUUAUUCUGUACUCUCUUCAUAGUUCGAACACUCCUUACUCCUCUUCGUUCCCGUUUCACUGAACAAUUUCCGACGAGUAACGGCGGCGCAUCGUCGGCGAUGGCAUCACUUCAAGAAAGUUUGUCGAAAUUCAAGAAACAGCAAGAGAAAUGCCAGUCGACACUCACGAGCAUUGCAGCGAAAGCAGAAUCGUCUAGGGCCAGGUCUAAAUCGAUGUCCACAAUUACCUCGGCUUCGGCAAUUGCAAAGUCUCCUCCAACCCCAAUUAAAUUCUCGAACGAUACGGAACGGCUCCAGCACAUUAAUAGCAUAAGAAAAGCUCCUGUCGGGGCUCAAAUGAAACGUGUCAUUGAUUUGCUCUUUGAGAAAAGGCAAGCCUUAACUCCCGAGCAAAUAAACGAAGCGUGCUACGUGGACAUGAUUGCGAACAAGGCUGUGUUCGACAGUUUAAGGAACAAUCCAAAAGUGAGAUAUGACGGAAAGCGACUCUCGUACAAGUCGAAACAUGAUUUGAAAGACAAGAGCCAACUUCUCGUUCUGAUCCGGAAGUUUCCCGAAGGUAUUGCCGUUAUCGAUCUCAAAGACUCGUACCCCACAGUCUUGGAGGAUUUACAGGCCUUGAAAGCAUCUGGACAAAUUUGGCUUCUAUCGAAUUACGACUCACAAGAGGACGUAGCUUACCCGAACGAUCCGAGGGCCGUGAUUAAAGUAGAUGAUGAUCUGAAGCAGUUGUUUCGAGGGAUUGAACUGCCACGAGAUAUGCUCGAUAUGGAGAGGGAUUUACAGAAGAAUGGGAUGAAACCCGCCACCGACACAGCAAGGAGAAGGGCAAUGGCGGAUAUUCACGGCGUGCCACCUAAGCAGAAGACGAAGAAGAAGAAGAAUGAGAUUAGCAAGAGGACUAAGCUUACGAACUCUCACCUUCCGGAACUUUUCAAACACCUGAACGUGCCUGGUUCGUGAGGGCCGAUGAAGCUGGAUUUGGUUAUUAAGUACUCGUUUAGGUUGGAUUAGAUGUCGUAGUAUUCGAUUAGUUAUGGAGAACUUUGGUUUUACGACUUGCUUUCGGGAGGUAGGAUUGUGUUUUUUUUUUUUUUUCCUCCGUUGUUCUUGGUUCAGGAAUUGUUAUGUAUUAUGCUGUAGCCAAUUGGUGUGGAAUUAUAUAGCAUGUUAAUAUCCUAGGGUCUUGUUUGGCUA